CAUACAAAGUACACACAAAAUGCCGUGCUUUAUGCGAGAGAAGAGUCUAUCAUACCGCCCUCGGCGGGACAAGUCAAAAGAUAGAGAUGUGUUGGCGCCGAAACCAGUGCAUCCUCGAGCCCUAAGAUUCCAUGGGCUGUUUGGCAUGUCCUACGUGCGCCAACAUGUUAUGGUCGAUGAGCGAUGGACGCCCAACUCGUUGACCGAGCAAUUUGGUGGAAUGACAGAUUUGCUAAACCGUCGUGUAAUCUACAAAAGAUACGAGACAAAGGCCAAUCGGCAGCGAUACUUUCGGGAUUGUAAGCGAUUGAAAUUGCAGUGCCGUGAUGGACGAGUGAAGCUCCAAAACAUCCUCACCGGGGAUAACACCCACAAGAUACGCAACUUUUUGAUCAAACAUAGAGACAUGCAACGUCUAUAUCAGAGGAUGCCCAUUCAUCAGGUUGUGGACAAUAUCAAUCAACGCACAUUUGUUCUGCGCAAGGAGCGAGAUCGUCUCGAGUUUCGUUUGGAUCAACGCAAGCAUGAAUACAGGGAAUUGUUGCUCGAUCGUGCCGUGCUAGAGAAUCGCAUUAAAUAUCGCAAUGAGUUUGUCCUGGAAGAAGAGCUCAAGUCGCGUGUGUUUAUCAAGAAAAUAGAAAACUCAAAUGUGCGCUUGAAGGCCAUCAAGACCAUAAACAAUACAUAUAAGAAAAUAAUACAGGUCCUGCUACAUGAUGCAAUAUUUUACGAGCCCAUUCUUCGCUCUCUCAAUGCUGAUAUGGAGGAUCAGUCGAAUUUUAUAAAGCAUAUACUCUAUCUGGGAAUUCCGGCUAUAGCUAAGUUUAAGGAACUUAACUAUGAGUUUAGACAGCUCGAGGAUAAGUCCCGUAAGAAUCUUCAAGCGAAGCUUCAAAUGUUGGCUUCCCUGAAGAAGCCACCGAUUGUUCAAACAACCCAUGCCAGGCACAAAGAAGAGAUCUCUAAAACAGCGAAUCCAAAGCGAUAUGUGCGUGAGACGCGAAGCAUGGAGAUUCUUAAGUUGGUGCUAAAGUCCAUCGAAAACACCAUCAAGGAGGUAAAAUUUGUGACUCUAUGCUCACAGGCGAGGGAAAUUUAUCCACGCAUGAAGAGCCAGGUGGACAACAAUGAGAAGCUUCAUCGCUUAAUAGAGAAUGACAUGUUGGCCCAUGAGAUGCUCGAGACGAAAAUGAAAUGCGCAAAUGUGCUCAGGGGAGUGCUGGUAAACAAUCUGUCUGAAGAGGAAAUUAAUCGACUUGAGCGCAUCAAGGACUUGAAAAAGAUAUUGUCUCAAGAAGAUGAGACUGAGCGUUCAACUUUGGAGCAUAUAAAGAAUCGUGGCGAUGCUUAUGUUAUGCUUCGCGUAAACAUUUGGAAUUUAAUUGAAAUUCUGCGGCAUGUAGAUCGUCCGCCUAGAUCGUUGCGGUCUCAUUAUCCAAAUUCGUAUCUUAAAUUGCCACUACUAAAAUUCGAGAUGCUCACUAUGCGCGCUGCGGCACCAGAAAUUUACGAGGAGAACAUUGAUAAUGUCAUGCAUUUGUUGAAGCGUAAGGUUUACAAACUGAUGAAGGGUUAUUUGGUGGAGAUGAAGCCGGCGAUGAUAAAUCGCAAUAAAGAGGAGUAUCACGCCGAUUUCUUGGCCAGUCGAUAUUAUUUUGAGGCCACCGAGGAUGAUGAUCAACAGGCCGUUUCCCAAGAGCAAGAUCUGUUGCAGGAGAACAAGACCAUGGCCAAUAUACCGAAUCGCAAACAAAUUAAGGCGGCAAGUGCCAAAUUCCUUGAAGACAUGGCCAAACGCGAUGAAUAAAUUGCAGUUUCAUUUCAAAUUUGAAGUUAAGAGCUGAAUGCAGCGCAGAGUAUUAGAGAUUUAUGUAUGCUCCGGCGGUAAAGUAACAUUGCAAUAAACUCCCGCACAAUAAAUAGCACAAAGAAAAAUAAC
Messenger RNA from Drosophila innubila, 1939 nucleotides. RefSeq lists its product as uncharacterized. Lineage: Eukaryota; Metazoa; Arthropoda; Insecta; Diptera; Drosophilidae. The record is from RefSeq and is a predicted model, not a curated record. The coding region runs from base 20 to 1807 and encodes 595 amino acids. The transcript is spliced from 7 exons.